Molecule: messenger RNA, 2095 nt
Organism: Argiope bruennichi
Lineage: Eukaryota; Metazoa; Arthropoda; Arachnida; Araneae; Araneidae
Product: glucose dehydrogenase [FAD, quinone]-like
Exons: 11
Coding region: 115-1923 (602 amino acids)
Molecular function (GO): flavin adenine dinucleotide binding; oxidoreductase activity, acting on CH-OH group of donors
Source: RefSeq, a predicted model, not a curated record
UGUUCGGCUUUCUCCCUUUUCAACGAAGAUUCUCUCGCCUCGCAGCUCAUAGGGAGACAGGUGGUUUUUAUUUGAAAACUCAUGGAUUAUGGAAAGUAAAGUGCAUGGCGAAACAUGGGCAUACUCAUAUCCAUCAUACCUUCUCUGUUGUCUCUUCUGACACUUUUAUAUCUCUAUUCGGAUAAUAGUUUUUUACCUCCAACUACUAAUAUAGUUCAGCAUGAAUAUGACUAUAUUAUCGUCGGAGCUGGAUCCGCUGGCGCCGUGGUGGCCAACCGACUUUCUGAAAAUCCUGACAUUCGAGUUCUACUCCUGGAAGCUGGAGGAGCACCGAAGUUGAAAAGUGAAGUACCUAUCCUAGCUGCACAGUUGCAGAUGACCAGGAAUGAUUGGGGGUAUCUCACUGUACCGCAGAAGCACUCCUGCUUCGGCCUCAUAAACAGACAAAUGCCCUGGCCUCGUGGCAAAGUCCUGGGAGGAUCGAGUAUCCUAAACUACAUGUUGUAUGUGCGAGGCAAUCGAAGGGAUUAUGACCAAUGGGCCAGAAAUGGAGCUGACGGCUGGAGUUGGAAAGAAGUUUAUCCCUAUUUUUUGAAGUCCGAGGAUAAUCAAGAUCCUCAUACAGCUUUCAAUGGAUAUCACGGCACCGGCGGUUACUUAACUGUAAAUACACCUCCUUUCGUCACUCCUCUUGGAUAUGCAUUCGAACAAUCAGCCCUCUUCAUGGGAUAUUCUGUAAACGACAUAAAUGGAGUUCGCCAAACUGGUGCUACGAUUCCUCAAGGAACUAUCAGAAGAGGUUCUCGCUGCAGUACUGCCAAAGCGUUUCUGUCUUCUGCUGGCAAAAGACCUAAUUUGGAUAUUGUCAUAAAUGCUUUUGUCACAAAGAUCCUUAUUGAUUCCGACAGACGUGCUCGAGGUGUUUUAUAUGAUAAAGAUGGGCACGCCUUCGAAGCCCUGGCAAGGCGAGAAGUCAUUGUUUCUGCUGGUUCCGUGAAUACACCUCAACUCCUCAUGCUCUCCGGUAUCGGACCCAAGAAGCAGUUGAAGAAAUUCGGUAUUCCUGUGAUUGCUGAUUUGCCUGUAGGAGAGAAUCUCCAAGACCAUGUUGGAUCAGCUGGUAUUCAUUUUGUCAUAGAUGAUCCAAUUUCUUUGCUGCCGAAUAGAAUCUUGUCUGUCAAGAAUUUUCUCAAAUUCAUUACGAUGGGAAAAGGUCCACUCACCGUCCUCGGAGGCUGCGAAGGUCUGGCCUUUGUAAAUACUCCUUUCGCCAACCACACGGACGAUUGGCCGGAUAUCGAGAUCCAUUUCAUAUCCAGCUCCCCCUCAUCUGAUGAAGGAGUGUCCAUCAGGAAAGUGAUGGGCCUUACUGAUGAAGACUUCAAUGCAGUGUAUGUGCCAUACAUCGGAAAGGACACUUUCACUAUGUAUCCUGUGCUCCUGAGGCCAAAAAGCAGAGGAAGAAUAUACCUUCAGUCAGCAGAUCCAUAUGUAAAACCAAAAAUUGACCCACGUUACUUCAGCAAUCCAUUGGACAUUAAAAAAUUAGUUCAAGGUAUGAAGAUUUGCUUGAAACUGGGACUACAACCUCCCUUUCUGAAGAUGGGUUCCAGGCUCUUCGAAACUAAGUUCCCUGGAUGCGAGAUCUAUCCGCUGUACAGCGAUUUGUACUUGGAGUGUGUGGCUAGGACAUACACCAUCACUAUUUAUCAUCCAGUGGGCACUUGCAAAAUGGGAAGUCCGUGGGAUCCAACAGCUGUCGUGGAUUCUCAUUUACGGGUCAUAGGAAUCAAAGGUCUGAGAGUGGUGGAUGCUUCAAUCAUGCCAACAAUAGUUUCAGGGAAUACGAAUGCCCCGGUCAUCAUGAUUGCGGAAAAAGCAUCGGAUUUCAUCAAAUUGGCUCAACUUGGGAUGGAAAAGUAACAAAGUCCGAAUAUUAACGAAAUAUGUCUCCAUUCAUCAAAAAUUAGGAUUAUAAAGACUCUCGUUAUGGGAGAGAAACUGUAUUGUUCCUCAUUUGCCAAAUGUACAGAUAUAGUUUAUUUAAAAUUGUUUUGUAAUAGUUGUGUAAGUAUGUGUGAUGAAUGAUUCGAUA